GACCACCUCUGGCAGCACUCUUUUUUUUCCUCUAUGGGUCCGUAUGGUGCCCGUGCUCUUCGCGUUGCCCAUGGGCGCGCCCGCGCUGGGAACCCGCUGACCGCUGCCGAGGGUGACCCGGCGGCGGCGGCGCGGCCGCGGGUGAGAUGCUGUCGUGGCGGCACGCCAGGGGCAGCCGGAGCCCCACGGAGAGCAUCGAGCUCCCCGCACCAGCGGCGCAGGUCGGCGAAGGAAGGAGAAGGCGAUGCCAGUGGGAGCGACGGUGGUGCUGCUCGUCGCUGCCGGCUGUGUGUCGGCCGUGACGGUGUUCGUCGCCAGCGUGCACGGGUCGCUGCGCACGAUGCAGUCGUCUCUCGACCAGGAGGCCUCUGAGCUGAGGAAGCUGCGGACGUCGCAGCGCGACACGGGCGAGGAGCUUCACAGGCUUCGGCAGGAGGUCCUCAACGCCUCCGCGGCUGGAGCCCGCCAUGACGAGGCCUUGGGCCGCGGCGAGGAGUUGGCACGGCGCUCUUCGGACAGCCUGCGGGACGCCACGGUGAGGUUGGCGGAGUUGCGUGUCACGAUGGAGUCGUUCGGCCCGCCAAUAGACGUGCUCUCCCAGAAGCAGGAGGACUCGAGGAGUGCACAGGAGGUGCUGGAGGCGAACGUGAAAGAGGUGCAGGGCGCUCUCGAUGACGUGCGGAGCACGGUCUCCCGAGAGCGCGCCUGGCACGACCAGAUCGAGGCCUGGCGGAGCCAGGAGCAGAACUUCGAGCUGGAGACGCGCGAGGCCCUGCAGGAGCUCCAGGGGGCGCAGCCUGCCAGGCUGGGCGGCGAGCUUGGCGUCUCUCUGGCGGCUGCCAGUGAGGACCAGAUAACGCCCCGCAGCAGCGCCAAGCGGGUGGCCACUCCUGCGCAGAGCCUGGUGAUCGGGCGCUGGUGACCCCGGCCCAAGAUGACUCCAGCUUCUCCAGUAAGGCCAAGACGGCCUCCAGACGGCGCGAGAAGCUGGGGGCACCGUGGGCCAGGACCACCUCUGGCAGCCCCCGAGGUGACGCCAAGGCCCGACGCGGCCACGCGCCACACCACGGAGGCCGCGAAGGUGGCGCAGCUGGCGGCGCCUGUCAAGGGCCCCGCGAUGCCUGGGCCCACGACGGUGCCCUCUAGAGACGGCCUCGAGGCGCCGGCGGCGCCUGCGCAGAGCCUGGUGACGCCGCAGCGCGACGCGGCCACGCGCCACACCACAGAGGCCGCGAAGGUGGCGCAGCUGGCGGCGCCUGUCAAGGGCCCCGCGAUGCCUGGGCCCACGACGGUGCCCUCUAGAGACGGCUUCGAGGCGCCGGCGGCGCCUGCACAGAGCCUGGUGACGCCGCAGCGCGACGCGGCCACGCGCCACACCACGGAGGCCGCGAAGGUGGCGCAGCUGGCGGCGUCGGGCGUGCCUGGGCCCACGACGGUGCUUUCCAGAGACGGCCCCGAGGCGCCGGAGGCGACCCACGCUGGCCUCCAGAUCUCCUGGUACCGGGAGUGCGGUUGUACUGGCAUGGAGGUCGAGGCGGUCACCCUCCUCGAGGCGCUGGUGCGGUCUCUGGGCUCCCAGCGGGUGCGCACGAACGGCUGCAAGAACACGUGCACGUGGCCAGACUCGACUCGGCAGGUUCUGGAGCAGAUCGAGCUCCGCGGGGAUGAGGGGCACCUAUCGUUCUGGCUCUUCGCGGACCGCCCGCCAGGUCCGGUCGUGUUCGUGGUGCACACGGCGUUCCUGGGCGUCUGUGGCCUCCCGGAGUUUGCUCGCUCGCCGCGCCUGGCGGAGGACGACGCCCUGGUGCAGGCCGUCGGCCGGGGUCGGCCGGGCCUGCUGCGCGUGAGCAGGAGCAUGCUGGAGAACGACCGCCUUGACGCCCCGGACGCGAGGCGCUGCAACACGCACUUCGACGCCGUCUGGGUCCCCUCCAAGUUCAACGUGGAGACGUUCUCCAGAUCUGGCGUCGACGCGAGGCUGCUGCGGGUGCUGCCCGAGGCGGUGGACCCGCGGCGCUUCAACUGCAGCGCCGGAAGCCCGCCCGCGCGAGCGCGCUCGCCGCCGCCCCUCUUCGGCGCGAGGCGGCUCGAUCGCUUCGUGGCCGCGGGCGGCGGGCCCGACACCUUCACGUUCCUCUCCGUCUUCAAGUGGGAGGAGCGCAAGAACUGGAGAACAUUGCUGAAGACGUUCUGGCGAACGUUCCCGCACCGCUCGACGCAGGUCGUCCAGGAGAACGGGCAGGCGGUCGAUGUCAACGUGCGGCUGCUGAUAAAGACGCAGUCGCUGCAGUGGAGCACCGGCCCCGAUGAGGACAUCGCCCGGCUCACCGAGGAGCUCGGCGUGGAUGCGGAGGAGGCCGAGUUCCGGAUGCUCAUGACGAGGAAGCCGCUGCCCGCCUCGCUGCUGCCCGGCCUCUACCGGGCCGCGGACGCCUUCGUCCUGCCCUCGCACGGAGAGGGCUGGGGACUGCCCCUCAUGGAGGCCAUGGCCUCGGGUCUGCCCACGAUCGGCACUGGCUGGGGCGGCAGCACGGAGUUCAUGCACGCCGGCAACUCGGUGCUGCUGGGCUACGAGCUGGUGGACGUGCCGCACGGCGACAGCGACGAGGGCCAGUGGCCCAUGUGGGCGGACCCCGACCCUGCCGCUCUGGCGCAGGUGGACAUGCACCAGCGGCCGCUCGGCAGGCGGGGGAGGCCUCGGGAACCCCGACUUCGAGGCUGGCCCCCACCCGCCCCGAUAUCGCACUCACCCUUCACUCCACAUUUCUGCUUCACAUCAUUCUUGUUUCUUC
Molecule: messenger RNA, 2792 nt
Organism: Prorocentrum cordatum
Lineage: Eukaryota; Dinophyceae; Prorocentrales; Prorocentraceae
Source: the annotation of a GenBank genome assembly